This is a messenger RNA of Corapipo altera (White-ruffed manakin), 1006 nucleotides long. It is a transcript of the gene DCK, whose product is annotated as deoxycytidine kinase. Bases 47 to 820 code for a protein of 257 amino acids. The transcript has 7 exons. The record is from RefSeq and is a predicted model, not a curated record. NCBI's taxonomy places the organism in Eukaryota, Metazoa, Chordata, Aves, Passeriformes, Pipridae. Gene Ontology annotation, molecular function: ATP binding; deoxycytidine kinase activity. Gene Ontology annotation, cellular component: mitochondrion; cytoplasm. Gene Ontology annotation, biological process: nucleobase-containing compound metabolic process.
CCCUUUCCCCUCCCCUCAGGUGCCCUCGCGCCCCCCUCGGGCCGCCAUGGCCACCCCGCCCAAGCGCGGGCGGCACGACCGCCGCGUCAAGAAGGUCGCCGUGGAGGGCAACAUCGCUGCAGGGAAAUCCACCUUUGUGACUAUUCUGAAGCAAGCCAAUGAGGAGUGGGAAGUGGUUCCUGAGCCCAUAGCUAGAUGGUGCAAUGUCCAGCAAAACUCUGGAAAUGAUUGUGAGGAGCUGAGCACGUCCCAGAAGAACGGUGGGAACGUGCUGCGGAUGAUGUAUGAGAAGCCGGAGAGGUGGGCUUUCACCUUCCAGACCUACGCCUGUCUCAGCAGGAUCCGGGCUCAGCUCAGCGCCCUCGAGGGCAGACUCCAGGACGUGGAGAAUCCUGUGGUGUUCUUCGAGCGCUCUGUCUACAGCGACAGGUACAUCUUUGCAGCUAAUUUAUACGAGUCUGAUUGCAUGAACGAGACUGAGUGGACUAUUUACCAAGACUGGCACAACUGGAUGAAUGAGCAGUUUGGUUCAAGGCUGGCGCUGGAUGGGAUCAUUUAUCUCAGAGCCACUCCUGAGAAAUGCUUGAAUAGGAUUUUCGUGCGAGGAAGAGACGAGGAACAAGAAAUCCCCAUUGAGUAUCUGGAGAAGCUUCACUACAAACACGAAAGCUGGCUCCAGCACAGGACACUGCGAACAGAUUUUGACUAUCUGCAGGAAAUUCCAAUUUUGACGCUAGAUGUUAAUGAAGAUUUCAAAGGCAAAAAGGACAGAUACGACCACAUGAUCGAAAAGGUCAAAGAAUUUUUGAGCACAUUGUAAUCCUCUUUGAAGUGCAGACAGAGCCAAACCAUUCCAAACAUCUGUGCGAUCAAAGUCUCAAGUGCAGCUUCUGCUUUUAUAGAAGGGCCUCUGGAGAGGCAGGACUCAGUCCUGGUGAUUUGACUGUGAGGAACAAAUAAACUUUGUGAAUAGGGAAAUUACUAAAUAAAUCACUAUGUCUGUUCA